GCAGCUUUUUCAGUUUUCGCUUAACGCUCGUUCAGUCAAGUUGAUUUUGCUGCACCGUCGUUCACUAUUUAAAUCGCGUCGCAUACAAAUACAAACACACGCACACAUUUACUCACUCAAAAUCUACGCCACGCCGUACCAUACUCUGCGCACAAACCGCGAACGAGGGCAGCCGUCUGAGUGGCUUGUGGCUUUAAUUUGUGUGUACUAUAUAGUGCGGUGGUAAUACGAUAACAGGUGCGACAGACUUAGCAGCAAUACGACAGCUAGCGGCCACCGUACAUUUGGCGGACGGUGUCAUCAUCAUCGAACGUUGUCAACACUCUCGUCGUCAGUCUGUUCGCCAGCGACGCGCAACUAUUGCGUCGUUCGCUGUCAGCAUGGCGCGCAAGGAUGAUCCCGUCUUGAAUGUGCGCUUUGUGCAAAUGGUCGAAAACCAUCCGUGCCUUUGGAACUCGACGCUGCCAGCUUACAGCAAGAAGGACGAAACCCAGAAGGCCUGGCAGGAGGUCGCCAAUGAGACGAAAGAUACUGUGCGAAACUGUCGUGAGCGAUGGCGUACCAUUAGGAGUAGUUUCCUUCGAUCGUUGAAGUUGUCACGCACUAGUACUGGUCGAGGCAAACGCAAAUAUUACCUCUCUAAAUAUCUUCAAUUCUUGAUUCCCUACACAAAGACGCGUCUUAAGAACGGCAGCACCGCAUCAAGCAUAAUUGCGCAACGCAAAACGACACCACAACCGCCGAUGACGCGCAUCAAUCACAUACCAUUACCCAUAGUCAGCAGUGAUGACACCAAAGAUUCCAAUGCCACGGAAGUGGGCAUAGCCGAGGAGGACGUUGUGGUUUCGCUACAUGAGGGAGCAACAACGCAGCAACAUCGCAUAGUAGUACAGCCGCCAAUGACGGCCCCGUGCGCCAUACCAGUACCAGUCGUUAUGCCGGCUCCGACAGCCAUCAAAACGGAACAAGGUGCCACAACGCCAGAACAUGGACGAUGUACAGCGACAGCCGUUUCCAGUAUGAAUGCUUGUGCCAUCGCCGGUGGUGCUAACAGUGGUAGCGGUAAUGUGGUAAAUAGUAGCGCUUUUGCUGCAGCAGUGGAUACACAACCAACGCCGCGUAGUGCAUCUGCCGUCGAUCUGACGGAGUUUGCCGAGUGGAUCAAAAGUAAAAAUGAACAUCAUCGCCAAUGUUUAAUGCCCUCCUCACCUGAUGCUGAUCAAUCAUUUCUCAACAGCUUGCAUCCAUUUCUGAAGGAAAUGUCCGGGAAACAGAAUCGCCGCUUCCGGCAGAAGGUGGUGGCGCUAAUUGAUGCCAUUCUGGAUAAUGCCGACUGAGGCGUACACAUGUGAUGCGUAACGUUUAGCAAAGGCGGCGAUGGUGAUGGCGAUGUUGAUCGUGGUAGUGCUGGAAGUGCUGGACCAAGAACCAAGAGAAAAUGGACGUGAAUGUAGCAGUGGUGAAUAACAGGGUAGCCCGAUGUAAAAGUGAGAUGUGAUCGCUUUAUACUCAUUCGACGACUACAACAAAAGAAAUAAUAAAAACCUUACGCACAUGAACACUCUAGCGCUUGAACGCACACAUACACACACACUUACAUACAUACAUACAUACAUACAUACAUACAUACAAACAUACGGUUAGACACUAAUACAUACAUUAUAUAUCCGCAGGCACAUCACGCAUGUAUACUGUGAAAACCUGUUGUUUUUAUUAGAGAAAAAUAUUUUUUGUUUCCAGUGGAAUUGAAAUAAAGGCUUUAUUUUUUGUA
Molecule: messenger RNA, 1771 nt
Organism: Anastrepha obliqua
Lineage: Eukaryota; Metazoa; Arthropoda; Insecta; Diptera; Tephritidae
Exons: 2
Coding region: 381-1337 (318 amino acids)
Biological process (GO): regulation of transcription by RNA polymerase II
Cellular component (GO): transcription regulator complex; nucleus
Molecular function (GO): DNA binding
Source: RefSeq, a predicted model, not a curated record